AAUGACGAUGAAGUACGGAGAGCUAGCUGCGUAAAACGAUCCCUCAGCCAAUAAAAGUUCAGGCUAAAAGAAUCCGUAAUUUGCAUACGCUGCCUAUAAAAGCAGUGCGCUGAGGCUGAGUUUGCAUCCGCGUUAGUGGGUUUCUUAGGAGUUAGUGUGGUUAAAGAUUGAUUAAAAUGCCUGAGCCGGCCAAGUCCGCUCCGGCGCCCAAGAAGGGCUCCAAGAAAGCGGUGACCAAGACGCAGAAAAAAGGUGACAAGAAGCGGCGUAAGAGCCGCAAGGAGAGCUACUCCAUCUACGUGUACAAGGUGCUGAAGCAGGUGCACCCCGACACGGGCAUCUCGUCCAAGGCCAUGGGCAUCAUGAACUCCUUCGUCAACGACAUCUUCGAGCGCAUCGCCGGCGAGGCCUCGCGCCUGGCGCACUACAACAAGCGCUCCACCAUCACCUCGCGGGAGAUCCAGACGGCCGUGCGGCUCCUGCUGCCCGGCGAGCUGGCCAAGCACGCCGUCUCCGAGGGCACCAAGGCCGUCACCAAGUACACCAGCUCCAAGUAAGCUGCUGCUGUGCCCUGUGCCAGACCUGCUCGACCCAAAGGCUCUUUUAAGAGCCACCCACCACCUCAGUAAAAGAGCUGAUGCUGCGGUGACUUGUACGUAGCUUAGGUUCAUUUUGGAAAAAGAGAAAUAACUGUGUGACAGUGCUGUCCGUUUUAAGGAAUGCGGAAUAUGUGGGUGCUCGCGGUAAACGGUGUUCUCCGAGUCUGCCUUGCUGGAGCAGGGAACGCUUGCGAUUCACUCUAGUUACCCCGGGGACCGGCUUCACUUCCGCGUACAGUUGCGGGCGUGGUGGGUGGAGAGGGGGGAUUAAACAAUCACCGAACGGUGUAGGUGUUCUCUUUAAAUGCCCGAAACAAGCAUAUUGCCGAUAGGCGAUACUUGCUCUUUUUCCCCGUGAGGCACUUAAGCGGAAUGGGGAACAUCGAAAGCACGGACGGUUCAGGAGGACCGUCUGCCUUUGGUUUUCUUAAUCAGCAAAAAGCUCCAGGCUCGAUCCCCCCCGCCCACACCGUUAGCGUUCUCGCGGGCGACUGGAAGAAGCAAAGCAGAUCGCUUCACGGCGUUCUCGACCCUCAGCCGCGCAGCCCUGCCUGUGCGCCCGAGCGCGAUCUAACCCGCAGCGCCCUUCCGCGGCUCUCGCCCUCUUUCUGCCUCUACCGCUCUGUUCCCCCGCGUCCCGAAAAUCCUGCAGCCGAGCAGCCCGCGGGAGCAGGGGCGGGCCGGGGCAGCGGGAGAGGCACCACUGCCGGGCUCGAACCGACCUGAGUGAGGACUGCAUGGCGCGCGGCCCUGCGCGACGCUGCUCCCGAGAGGGCGGGGAUUGGUCGCGGUGGCGCUCGCGGCUCCGAGCCCGUCCCCGCUCCGCCGAGGAGCGACGGGCCUUAAACCGGGGCGGGGGAGCAGCCGGGAAACGUUCGCGCGCCUACCGCGUUCCUGCUCCGGCUCUGAACCGAGCGCCGUUACCGAGUGUGAGGAAACGGCGAGUGCUGGGGAGAGACGGAGGCUGCCGGCAGAGGAAGUUCGGCCAGCAGACCCGAUGCUUCAGGUUUUGGGGGCGGGUUGGGAAGAGCAUGCUAGAAUCGUUUGGGUCGGAAUGAACCUUUAAAGGUCGUCCAGUCCAACAUCCCCUGCAAGUAGCGGGGAUAGGUCAACUAGAUCAGAUUGCUCAGAGCCCCGUCCAACCUGACCUUGAAUAUCUCCAGGGAUGGGGCAUCUACCACCUCUCUGGGCAACUUGUUCCAGUGUUUCACCACUCUCGGCGUAAAACACUUCUUUGUGGUAUCUGGUCUAAAUCUACCCUCUUCUAGUUUAAAACCAUUACCCUUUCGCAACAAGCCCCGCAAAAAAAGUUUGCCCCCAUCUUUACUACAAGUCCCUUAAAAAGCCAAGGCCGAGACAGUGGACCGAAAGGGGCUCCUACACCAGCCACCUACGGUAGUUCCUGCCACCUCCCCGCCGCCGAAACCGGUUUUUCUGGGGACAGUCCACGCAUAUGCCUCCUUAGACCCCGGGGGAGCCUGUGCUAAAGCGGCCUAGAG
Messenger RNA from Chroicocephalus ridibundus (black-headed gull), 2098 nucleotides. RefSeq names its product histone H2B 5. Gene Ontology annotation, cellular component: nucleosome. The transcript has a single exon. The record is from RefSeq and is a predicted model, not a curated record. Gene Ontology annotation, molecular function: protein heterodimerization activity; DNA binding; structural constituent of chromatin. The coding region runs from base 177 to 557 and encodes 126 amino acids. Lineage: Eukaryota; Metazoa; Chordata; Aves; Charadriiformes; Laridae.